Cajanus cajan (pigeon pea) is the source of this 4610-nucleotide messenger RNA. RefSeq lists its product as uncharacterized. NCBI's taxonomy places the organism in Eukaryota, Viridiplantae, Streptophyta, Magnoliopsida, Fabales, Fabaceae. The record is from RefSeq and is a predicted model, not a curated record.
CCCUCUAUAAGAACGGUUCGUUGAUGCGUCACGCACGACUGUGUUGUGUAUUGCAAAUGAGAAAGACCCGUCACAUUACUCUCUUCACAAUCGCGUCUCACUCCCAAACCCUCUUCGGUACGCUUCCACUUUUCCAUUCUCACUCCGCAUCGAUCCUUUUCCGUUAUCGCCUACAUGCAUUCUCUUCUCUCUAUUCUUUGCGUUUUUAAUCCCUUGUCAUCGUCGCCGCUCUAACCACGCUUCGCUCCACGGUUUGCGGAUUGUUCUUUUUGCGUUCUUUAUCGUAUUUAUGGAAUCUUUUCGGUGGUUCUUUGUUUCUAUUCCGAUCAAACUAUGCAGUCGUUGUUUGUAUUGUGAGACGGGAUUAAAUCUUUUUUGUUUCGAAAAUUUAAAUUAGAAAGAAAGAUGAAUAAUAUUUUAGGUUAGGUUUGUUUGGACUGGAUUAAUAAAACUGGACUGAAAAAGUGAAAAGUGAAAAGUGAAAAGUGAAAACCUAUGUUAUGCUGUGAUGGUAGCGAAUGUGCCUUGUUUUCCUUUUUUUAAGUGUUUCUCAAUCAAUUGCUUGAUGGUUGUUUGGGAUGAGGUUAUUGUGUAAUGUUGAUUAUGAUUUUGUUUUUUUAACUAUGGGAUUUAACUUUUAGGGUUAGCAUUUAAAGUUGCUGAAUACUGAUUGAUGUUUGACAGUUGAAAGCUGUUUGUUUUGUUGUGUGACUAUAUUUACACAAUGCAAAUCGUGUUGUCUAUUUUCUAAUGUGACAGCGUAGUGUAGUAAAUAUAUCGCCAUGGGAUUCAGUGAUAAGCACAAUAAUGCUGAUGGAAAAGACCCGGAUUUUGGUGCAAUCUUUAUUUCGAAUAGUGACACAAAGAGAGAAAGCUUCCGGAGGGGAUUAUUUGGCCUUCUGUCAACUGAAAUCCAGUUUGUAGAGAAGGUUAAAGCCGGAAUGAUUUUAUUCUUAUUUGAAUAUGAGAAGAGACAACUUCACGGUGUGUUUAAGGCUUCCUGUGAUGGGGCUAUAAAUAUUGUGCCUAAUGCCUUUGCAGCAGUGGGGAAGCAAUACCCUGCUCAGGUAAAGUUCGAUAUUAUUUGGUCCUGUAAGCCAAUCCCAGAAAAAUUAUUCCGUGAUGCAAUCAGAGAAAAUUACUUUUCAGCUAACAAGUUUAACUUUGGGCUAUCUGAAAAUCAGGUCUAUAAGCUUCUAUAUUUGUUCAGCAAAAGAAAGUUAGAACCUGAGGCUCCUGGGAGACCGUUGUCCAGAACAGAAGACUUAAAGUCAGAGUGGUACUCUUUUGACAAAGUUGGAAGAUUUAAUGAUCAUGGAAUACGUGUUGAAAGAGUUCAAAAUGAGGAAGGUGUGGGUGGUAACAUAUCACCCAAGAUAAUGCAUAAAUGCCAAGGAGAUUCUUUGCAGUACAAUAGAGAAGUUGAAUAUACCGGAUUAAAUGCAUGUGAUAUUAACCUAGGAAGUGCUGCUAAAUUUGCAGUGGAUACUACAGGUGGGUAUGUUAGUGACUAUUUGGGACAAAAAGAUGAAAGUAGGUUUAGUGCAUAUGAGAAUGAGGACUGUCUGGAUAUCUGUAUUAGGCCAAACAUCAUAGGUGGAUACUCCAAAAGUCCAUCUGAUAAAAUUAGAAUGCAUGGUGAGGGAAGGUUAUCUAUUAGUGAUAGGUUCAUGAGUAAAUCCCUACCAGAGACUGAUCAGAGGAUGUUAUUUUCAAGUGAUGUUCCUGGUUUGUAUAAUUCCAAUGUUAACCCAUCAAGCUUUUACAGCCAGCCUACUUUGGAGCAUAAUUCUUUGGUUCAAAAUCAGUUUAGGUCAACAUCUACUAUGAUUCACCCAAUCCAGGCACAGUUCUUAAACAAUGCAAGUGCAAGACAAGAUGGUAAUACUAAGAAUACCUCCCUUCUAUAUGAUCCGGAUGUUCCUGGUUUAAAUUUUAACCAGACAUCAUCUGUCAGAAUUAAUGAGGGUUCUCAGCCAAUAUUGGAAAGCUAUUCUCCUUCAAGCAACUUUGGAAGGAAUUCCUUGACUAGUCAACCAUGCCUCAAAUUCAAUCAUGCAGAACAGAAUGACAUGAGCAGGUGGAAUGCUGUUGGUGGUGACUUUCGAAAUUCGGUUUUGUAUAGUAGCAACAGGGAUUGCAUGCCUCUCAACAGAAUUCAAAACUCUGACCAGUUGGGAGCAGAAUCUGUCAUUUAUGAGGCUUGCGACAUUCCUUCCUUGAAGUCUUUAUCAGCCCCUAUCCAUCCUCCAGAUAUUGGAAAGAGUAGAAGUCUACAUGAGCCCUUUUCUUCCUUGUUCCAUAAUAACCAAUCAUGGCUUAACAACAAUUUUCAUUCCACAGCUGUGCAAGAAAACCUGAGUAAUGAGAUAACACUACAGAAGAAAAAUGAAACAUUUACUCCUGAUGUUUCAUGGGCAAAUGAGGGUCAUUCCAAGGAUGGUGAUCAAUUAAUCCCUGAAUAUGACAUUGGAUAUUAUAGUGGUUUUCAAAAUGAUAAUUCUGGUUAUCCAAAGAAAAAAAGUAGUGUUUUUUCUCGUUUAUCUUUCAUGCAGGAUAUUAAAAAACAAGAAAAAGGAAAUCAUGCAAGGAAUGAAGAAUAUGAUUUCCAUACUUCAGUUAAUGAUGUGAUGGAAAGGGUUCGGCAGAAUCACAUCAAGUGGAUCAACAAAAGAAAGCCAAAGCCUAAGCACAACAAAGCUGAAAGUUUGAGGGAUAAAACUCAAAUCAGUGGCUCGAGGAAGGAGGGUGAUUGCUUUGAAGAUGCCUUGACCGAUAAAAUUGUGGAUUUGAGUACUACAACUGGAGGCAAUACUAAUAAAACUGCUGAAGACAAAUGUUUUGUGGAUUUCAAGCGUCGUAGUAAAGUGAGGAAACUUGGUGAUGAAAGUGAGACCAAAAUCUCCAAACAGAGUGAAAAGAGUGAGAAUUUGGUGCUUGUGCAACAAAAGAGAAGAAAGUUGGUCCGCCCAAAUUUCAGCAAGAGUAUAACAUCUGAUGACAAGGGCAUUGACCUUGGUGCUUCUAAAAAUUUCCAUGUACCAUCAUCACUUGGAGGUUAUAAUGUUAAGGAAAGCUGCUGCACUAAGGUUCAAACUGAGGAUAUCAUUAAAGCAGAUGCUGAAAUACGAAACAUUAUCAGUCCAACACAUUUUGAUGAUAAGAAUAGUAGUCAAUCCAGGGAAUAUGCCUGCAGUGAAGGAGGAGAAAGAGCAACUGAUAAUGCUCUUGCUGCAUUUGACGAUAAAUCAGAAUGUCUGGAUAGCAUUAAAGCAGAUGCUGAAGUACCAAACAUUAUUUGUCGAACACAUUCUGAGGAUAAGAAUGGUCAUGCCAGGGGAUAUUUCUGUGGCAAAGGAGGAGAAAAAGCAACUGAUGGUGCUCUUACUGCAUUUAAUGAUGAAUCAAAAUGUUUGGAGAACAUAAACCCGAUUGUUUCUUCUUGCAAAGACAAGAAUUAUCAUCUCAAUAAAGGUUUAUAUACGAUGGAUAGUAUAAAAUCAGUACCUCUGAACAUAGAGUCAUCACGUUCAAUUUGUCAAGAGCAUCAUGUACAUAAUAAGAUCAUUCGUGCUGGCAGAGGUAUUAAUGCCGAUGAAGAAAUGCCAAAAGAUUGUGGCUCCUCCUUUACCAUUGAAGCUAAAGAAGGAUCUGAAUAUCUUCAGAACUCUGGUACUGAAAAGGCUCCAAUCGAAACUUGUCCUAUGAUCGAAAGUUCACAUGUGAUGGAUAGUAUAAAAUCUGUAUCUGCAGGUACAGACGCAUUGCAUUCAAUUUGUCAAAAGCAGCACCUUACAGGCAAGAUCAUAUUCACAGGCAGAGGAAGUAAUACUAAAGAAGAAAUGUCAAAAGAUAGUGGCUCCUCCCUUGCUGUUGUUAAAGAUGGAGUUGACUGUCUACAGAACUCUAAUGAUGACAAUGCUUCAAUUGCCACUUCUUAUUUCAAGGAAGGUUUAUGUAUGGCUGAUAAUAAAAAGUCCGUAUUCCCAGAUUCAGAAUCAUUGCGUUCGAUUUGUCAAGAAUGUGAUGUUGACAAGGCAUGUGCUGGCAGCACUAUUAUUAAGACUGAAGGAUUGUCAAAAGAUGGUACACCCCCCUUUACCACUGGAGUUAAAGAUGGAUCUUACGGUUCACAGAAGUCUGGCAAUGACAAUGCUCCAGUCACUACUUGAACAAAAGAAGGCUUCAGCCUGAUUCUCAAACAGAUCGAAACCUCAUUCCUAAGAGGUGUGGCUCCCUCUCAUACGUGUUUCAAUUUUGGGAUGAUUGCCGGUCAUUGUUUUUAACUUUUUUGCAAAUCAUGCUUACCGAUAUUGCUGAUCUUUUUGCAAAUCAUGGUUUGAACUUUUGCAAACCAUAGAUCUAAGUUUUUCCUGCUUUUGUAGAAUUGGCUUUGUUAGCUGACAGUGCUGGGCUGGGUUAGUUUCUUUGGUUUUUUUUUGUUUUUGUUUUGUUUUUGUUUUUAUUUCUUAUUUUUCAGUCAACACGAUGGCGCACAGUUAGGAAGUUCAGUAACAUCUAAAGGAUGUUCUGUGAAAGGCGGUAGACCUUAUUUUGGGAAGGCUGCUUUUUUGUAGGACAAAAGUUGAAGGCAGUUCAAUUGUUGAAAA